Colossoma macropomum (tambaqui) is the source of this 3194-nucleotide messenger RNA. RefSeq names its product zinc finger, AN1-type domain 3 (gene zfand3). The coding region runs from base 496 to 1122 and encodes 208 amino acids. The record is from RefSeq and is a predicted model, not a curated record. The transcript is spliced from 8 exons. NCBI's taxonomy places the organism in Eukaryota, Metazoa, Chordata, Actinopteri, Characiformes, Serrasalmidae. Gene Ontology annotation, molecular function: DNA binding; zinc ion binding.
CACACUCCAGCUGAUCGGCCUCGACUCCCGGUGCGGUCCGUCGGACUGUACGCGGCUAUUAAAUUUAUCUAGUUUUAUUCCUAUUAAAUUCCAAAACACUAUAGUACCCCGCGUUAUCGGCGACGUCUGCUUUGUAUGCCGCCGUUUUUGAAUCGAGGAUUACAUCACGAAAGCUUUCUUGGGAGGCGUCGAGCUGAGGAAGCUGAGGAAUUUGCCCCCACAACAAGCAGGCCGCUAGCUCAUCCCCGGUCUUUCUUAGGGCAGCCCGCCGCGUUCAGACAGCGAUGGGGGACACAGGGAGUGAACGGAGCAAGCCGCCGAGUAACGUUAUACCUCCUCGCUGCCCUUGUGGAUUCUGGGGCUUGCUUGCUUGAGAUGAAACCAAGUGCGUUGAGGAAAAGCAGUAUAAAAGUAUUCUGUCUAGUGAUGCCAGCACUGCAAGAAUUUGAUGAAAUACAACCAGGUUGAUGUUUUAACAUUGACUACCGUACUGAAAUGGCAAGCGAUGCAGAAAGAAGGUCGAGCAAAACCAUGAACCUCUGCUCCAAAUGUUUUGCAGAUAUCCAGAAGAAGCAACCUGACGAAGACUGCGCCUCAGAGCCCACCCCCGGCUCCAGCAAUAGCCAAUCAGCAGUCUUCUGUAACGAGACAAGCAGCAGCAGUAGCCAAACCCUGUCCUCCACGCCAGUCAGCUCUGAGGGGCCUUCGUCAGAUGCCACGCCCCUCUCUGCACAGGAAGAAGCUUCGAGUACAGAUACAGCCCGCGGCACGCUAUCCACUCCCACAAAACGACCCUGUGACGCAGUCUCAGGUUCGGAGAGCGAGGCAUCCCCAGAAAAGCGGGUGCGAGUUGGAGAGCCCUCUGAAGAAUCUCCACGAGGGUCCAAGCAGAAGAACCGCCGGCGUUGCCAUCGCUGCCAAACCAAACUUGAGCUCGUACAACAGGAGCUGGGAUCCUGCCGCUGUGGAUACGUGUUUUGCAUGUUGCACCGGUUGCCGGAGCAGCACGACUGUCUGUUUGACCACCUUGGCCGCGGGAGAGAGGAGGCCGUGCUGAAGAUGGUCAAGCUGGACCGCAAGGUGGGACGGUCCUGCCAGCGCAUUGGAGAGGAGUGCUCCUGAACACACACAUCUACGCACGCACGCACACACACAACGUGGAAGAGGAGAACAGGACAUACAUUCACAACAACAACUCCCUGCCAGUCCCACUUUUCCGUCUUGCCCUGAGGCCAGUGGUGCUUUGACCCUCAAUGCAGCUCCUACCCUCAAAGCACUGCUGAGUCAACCCUGAACUGUAUGACCUUCACCUCACUCACCUAGCACUGUUAAAAACCUGCCUCCUUUCCCACACACACGCACGCACACACACACACAUACAGAUACCCACAUUCUUAUGGCUCUGAUACCCCUCACAGCUGUCUUAAGCCCAUUCCUAUGGACCUUGUUGGAAGACCCCUUCCCCUAGAACACAUCAUCCUGCCCAGAAAAAAGAAAACAGAAAAACCCUCCACUGGCCCUUUUAUGGCCCUCUUGACGUUGUCUGACCUCUGACCUCUCAGCUACUCCAGCUUCCGGCCCACACUGUCCCUUAUUUUCAUCAGCCUUACAUUUCUGUUAUGUUGCAGGCUUUCAAAUGUAGGUCAGUGGGUCAGGGGUCAUUCCUAAGACAAAAUCUCCUGCCUCAAGGUCAUGUACUGAGGAAGGGCUGAUCUGCCACGAACCUUUGACCUCUCCCUCCAUCCCCUCCACUUGAGAAAAGUCUGUGGUUUUUGGAGAACUGCUUUUUAAUCCUUCCCCCCAGACGCUGCGAUCGACCCCAGGGGAACACAUCAGUCGAUUUGAGGCUGUCUGGGAGUCCUCUUGAUCCAACUUCACAAGUCUCCUCCCAUACUACGGACAGAGAAGACGGUCAACUUUGAAAUGGAGAAGGAAUUUGACCCAGGGAGUUAGACGGGGAGGGUCCUUCCUUUCCCAGGUUGGCCUCAGGAGAAGCCACUUGAAGUUCUCCACACACUGGCUCUGCCCUAGCAAACAGGAAGCUACUCUCAUUUUAGAGACACAGCAGUGCCUCUCUUUUCUGUCGUUGCAUACACUCACCCUCACGACAUAUACAUGCUGUUUCAGUUACGUUUUCAUAUAUACAUAUACAUAAAUAAAUAUAUAUUAUAUAUAUUGUUGGGUCCGUGCGCGUGCAGCACAGGGACGGCAAGCUAAAUCAGACGGUACCCAUCGGACUGGGUUCAUUUGGGAUCGGGCCACAGCACAUUUACAGGUUGCCCCAGGGUUUAAUGGGAACUGUAGUUCAGGUCUGAAUAAAAACACACUCUGUAAACUCAUUACAAACUACAACUCCCAUAAGACCCCUCAGACGUAUUGAGCGACGCUCUGCCUCCAGAAAACAGCAGCUGCUUUCAAUGGGAUUGUUCUUUUUGUCUGUUUUUCUUUUUCUCUUUCAAUCCAUCGUUUCUUCCCCACUCUCCCUCUCUCUCCAUCUUCAUUUAGAGACGAUCUCCAUCAGUACAGUUUGUUGCUCCCUCAGCCACCUCUUUUGACAUCUCUCCUUUUCUCCCUCCCACACUCGUACUCUCUUUCUCCAAGAUGCUCAUAUUUUUCUCAUUUCUUUGCAAGAAUGGGGUUUGAGGGAGGCCCAAGUUGGGGUGGGGCAAAAAGGGGCAAGGUAGAGCGCAAAAUUUACCCAUCACUUUUAUACUUUACGCUGUUUUUCCGUUGAGUUGUUGGACGAGGACAGAGCUGACGAAGAUAAGUGAAUAUCCUGUAUCUUAAAAGAAAUCCUUAUUUAACCUUCUUUGUGUUUCUGAUUAACUCUCACUACUGCAUAGAGCUGCAUUUCUUUGCCCUGUUUAGGUUAACAUUGUUAAAAGGUUAAAAAAAACUAUGGAUAAGAGAAUAAUUCUGUAGCCUUUCUUUGGGUUUAUUUGUUUUGUUUUGUUUUUUUUCUUUUUUUCCUUUCUUUCCUCCUUUUUGCUGAAAAAGAAUAAACUGGAUUAGUGAAGAGCGUGGUAGAUUGUUUCUGGUACUUCUAAAUCUUGAGUGUGUCUGGGAUGGUCGGGUGGUAUAACAAUAAUAAGCUUAAAAGUUAUCCAAGGAUUUAAAAUGAUGACCGUAUUUCAAAAUUAUGGUGUCAAAUGUCUGUUCCACAUCUGAGCAGCCAAAUAAACACAUUCCACCCA